Eremomyces bilateralis CBS 781.70 is the source of this 1614-nucleotide messenger RNA. RefSeq names its product putative casein kinase. The record is from RefSeq and is a predicted model, not a curated record. Gene Ontology annotation, biological process: DNA damage response; protein phosphorylation; regulation of transcription by RNA polymerase III. Bases 286 to 1311 code for a protein of 341 amino acids. The transcript is spliced from 5 exons. Gene Ontology annotation, molecular function: ATP binding; protein serine/threonine kinase activity. NCBI's taxonomy places the organism in Eukaryota, Fungi, Ascomycota, Dothideomycetes, Eremomycetales, Eremomycetaceae. Gene Ontology annotation, cellular component: nucleus; protein kinase CK2 complex; cytosol.
AACGCCAACGCCAACUCUCUCCCACUCAACACAAGAUUCUCUUCCGUCACCUCCAGCCUCAACAUCCACUCCUACUCUUUGUCCUCCCUCUCCUCUUUGUCCUCCAUCCACCAACUCAUCGCCUCCACCUUCCACCUCAACUUCUCCUUUUCCCCCGUCCACGACCCCUCGAACCCGACGUCGGCCAAAGUCCGGGUCAUCCCACCUGGAUACGUGCCGAAAUACUCGCCGCUGGCUGAGGGCGACAUCCGGACCGUAAACAAGACCUUCCCGCACGCUCACAGCAUGGCGCGGGUCUACGCCGACAUCAACGCGAACAUGCCCCGCGCGUACUGGGACUAUGACUCAGUGAACAUCUCGUGGGGCCAGCUGGACAACUACGAGGUGGUGCGCAAGAUCGGUCGUGGAAAGUACUCCGAAGUGUUCGAGGGCAUCAACGUCGUCAACUACCAGAAAUGCGUCAUCAAGGUCCUCAAGCCGGUCAAGAAGAAGAAGAUAAAGCGAGAGAUCAAGAUCUUGCAGAACCUGGCGAAUGGGCCGAAUGUCAUCGCCUUGCUGGACGUCGUGCGGGAUAACCAAAGCAAAACUCCGUCCCUAAUAUUCGAGCACGUGAACAAUACCGACUUCCGAAGCCUCUACCCCAAGUUCUCCGACUACGAUGUCCGAUACUAUAUCAACGAGCUCCUCAAGGCACUGGACUACUGCCAUAGCAAAGGCAUCAUGCAUCGCGACGUGAAACCCCACAACGUGAUGAUCGAUCACGAGAAGCGCAAACUACGACUCAUCGACUGGGGUCUGGCCGAGUUCUACCACCAAGGCACGGAAUACAACGUCCGCGUGGCUUCACGAUAUUUCAAAGGUCCCGAGCUGCUGGUCGACUUCCAGGAGUACGACUACUCCCUCGACAUGUGGUCCCUGGGCGCUAUGUUCGCCUCCAUGAUCUUCCGCAAAGAGCCGUUUUUCCACGGCAACAGCAAUUCGGACCAGCUGGUGAAGAUCGCGAAGGUGCUCGGGACGGACGAGCUGUUCGACUACCUCGACCGCUACGACAUCGAGCUCGACGCGCAGUACGACGACAUCUUGGGCCGGUUCCCCCGGAAGAGCUGGCAUAGCUUUAUCAACUCGGAGAACCAGCGAUUCGUCAGCAACGAGGCGAUUGAUUUCCUGGAUAAGUUGCUGAGAUACGACCAUCAGGAACGUCUCACAGCCAAAGAGGCGAUGGCUCAUCCGUACUUCAGCCCCGUCCGGGCUGCCCUGAAGCAAUCCACUCAGGCAUCCACGAACAACAUGGCCGUGGCUCCCGAGAUUUGACGGUCCGGAUGCGAUGAUGGCAGGUAGACUGGGACCUGCACCUUCUCUUGAUCGUCUGGCGUUGGGGGUGGAUCAGGAAGACGGGCGCGGAGUCAUUGACAAUCUAUAGCAUUAAAGGCAUCGGGAUGGAUGAAUCGGACCGUUAUUAGCAUACCCCAGUGUUCGUACCUUUAUUGCAUGAUAAUGAACUGAGAUAUAUCUACUCUCAUAUGGUCGGUGUUCGUUUCUCCAUAGGAGUCCGAGUGAGAUAGAAUGUGAAGGGAUCUCCGACAGUGAUACAUAUUACGUCAACCUUGAACUGCC